AACUGCCAAAGGCCUAAGAAGCCUGCUUAACCUUCACACUGUGUUGUCAUAGCGAUGAUGUUGCUAUGGCGCCAACAGGUCUUUUGCAGUCAGGAUUCAGGUUCAUAUAUUGAUUGCUGCAGCCUUCUAGGGCACAGUGGAUAUGGACUAAUUUGCUGAUAAGUAAAGAAAAGGCAGGGUGGAUGGAGGCAUUCCUGCAGCACUGUAUAACAAGCUGUAUCAGCCCAAAUUAUCUCUUCUGCAAAAUUUCCAACAGCCCAGAAAACCUCUCCAUUGAUGCAUUAUCUCACCCUGUGCUGGUUCAAUAUGGGAGUGCUACUAUUCUUGGCGUGUAAAGGGCUGUCUUUGGAGUGCUGGAUUUGUAAUGACAUUGGACUGGAUUGCUCUGGAACUUUGAAGAAAUGUUCAUCUAUUUUUGACAGUUGUGCCAUUGUUCAAUCAUACAACAUUAGAGGACAACAAUACGUGCUGAAAACCUGCAAGCAAUCCACUAGCUGCUAUGAAGGCUUCACAGCCAUUAAAUUUGCUGAAGGAGAAACAGUGUUCACCAAGGUUUCCUGUUGCAAGGGGAAUGGCUGCAAUAAGGCUGCUCCACCAAUGCCAGAUGUAAACAUGACGGCCAAUGGGAGGAAAUGUCAAGGGUGCUUUGCUAUCAACAGAAAUCGAUGCUUUGCUGAAGUGGUUGCCAACUGCGAGGGAGACCAGCACUAUUGUUCCGAUGUGUCUGGUGUCGCAGAGGUUCCAUCCCCUAUAUUUGCUGGAUCUCCUGUCUUGGUGAUUGUAAUUGCCUUCAAGGGCUGUGUGAACAAAGCUUUCUGUGAUGCUCAUUAUGAAGGUGUUUUCCAUACUUCCAUGCUUGUUGUGACCGCAAGAGGUGAUUGCCAGCUUGCUUCUUUCAUGGUUUGUGCCGCUCCACAAUUCUUUGGACUCUUCCUUCGAGCCUUGGUUGGGCUCCUCCUUGCGAUGAACUUUGCUUGAUUUCCCUCCAGCAAAAGGGUCCAGGGGAACCACACUUAAAUAGUCCAUCCUUCCCAUGUGGCUAAUGAAAAGCCAUAAGCAGACCAAAGGCUUUACAGAGAAGAAGACCUCAGAUCUCCCAAAGUGUGCAGGUGCCCAUGUGUUAUUUUCCACUGCGGUGUCUAGCAGUAUCAGAACAUGGCAACAUCAAGCAGGAAUCAAUGGAAGCUGGAACUGGGAGUGAUUUUGUUUUUACUAUUUUAUAAUAAUUAUUUUUUGCAUUUUCUAUUUUACAUAAACAAAUGAAUUAUAUUCAUUUAAACAAAAAGGAUAAUAUGUUUAUGUAUUUAACAUAUAAUCCUUUUUGACUCCCCCCCCCAUUGUGGAUCUUAAUGUAAUGAUUUCCCCCUCUGCAUCUCUUUCAUAACUCUAUUUUUAUAAAUCCUUUGUCAAUCCAUAGUUCAGUUUUUUUACUACAAGUUUUCUGUCAAUCCUACCAAUGUAUGUCAUUGUUUACGAUAGCUUUUCAAAUAAAUCAUAAACAUUCCCCAUUUAUUAU
Messenger RNA from Podarcis raffonei (Aeolian wall lizard), 1516 nucleotides. Its product is annotated as phospholipase A2 inhibitor and Ly6/PLAUR domain-containing protein-like. Gene Ontology annotation, molecular function: phospholipase inhibitor activity. Bases 277 to 978 code for a protein of 233 amino acids. Gene Ontology annotation, cellular component: extracellular region. Lineage: Eukaryota; Metazoa; Chordata; Lepidosauria; Squamata; Lacertidae. The transcript has 6 exons. The record is from RefSeq and is a predicted model, not a curated record.